GGAAUAAAGGGAGUGCUAUAUAUGCCUUGAACUAUUUCGUUUAUCUUUUAUUGUGUUUCACUAUUUAUUUGUAUGUGGUAUGGUACUCUUUGUUAAGCUAGCAAGUUCCAUGAGUUUAUUUAUCAAUGUACAAUUUGGAGUGGUAUAUUUGAUUAGCCCGUUUUCCUUAGGCGUCGCUUGUAGCUAACUGCUAACAUACAAAAGUAAUUAAGUAUGUAUAAAAUUGAAAAGAUGGCGAGUCAUGAGAGAGAGCAAUGUGGCAAACAAACUCUAUAUUAGCAUUCAAAAGUAAAGUACUAACAUACAAAGCUUGUUAGCUAGUGGUUGCUGAAUAACAUACAAAAGUAAUAAAGUAUUAAGUACAUGGAGUAUAAGUUAUGUAGCUAGGACCACAAACAACACAUGAUCUAUGCAUGGUAUGCAUGCAAACCAUGCACUUACUGCAAGCAAGUAGGCCAGCCAAAGUCCAUCAUGCAUAUAUGUAUGGACAUCAUGGUUUAUUAUUAAAUAGGUCAUUAGACAAUUGCUUGCGUUACACAAUGUACAAAAGAAAUGUAGGAUAUUAAGCUAAAAUACAAAAUUCUCCAGCAGGAAAGGCGCCGAAAGUACACUUAGUUUGCUAGCAAUGGAUCGAGUACUUAUCUACUGAUCUAGUCAUCAAUCCAUGCAUCCAUCCAUCAUUAAACCACGUAGCAUGUAUUGGCUGGAAUCAAGCUAUCACAUAUAUGCGUGAAUCUAAAGCAAAACAAACUCCUCGAUAUAUCUUGCACACAUCUAGAGCUAACCGUCCGUUGAUCAGCUAGCUAACUUAGAGAUAGAUUAGCAUGUAUGACACAUCAAUUUGAAAUCAUGAUGCAUAUGCAUGGUAUAGGAGAGGACAAACAAAUAUAUGUUCAAUUAACAAGCAAGUCAAUUCGUGACAUGACUAAUAUGUUACGCAAAUAAACUGCACUACUUUAUCUUGGUUGUCUUUAGCAUAAGAAGUGUGGAAUGCAUGGUUUAGCCUUGUGAGCCCCACAUAUAUUAAAGCUAGCUGUUUCACUGGAAAAGAUACACGCAAGGCUAAAAGAUUUCACCAAACCCACAAGAAACUAAUAAACCUUUUUUUCUUUCUUCAACUCUUUUUCGUCUCCCUUCUCAACAAUACAGAUAUCAUAGAAACCAGAAUCUUUUAGGCCUAUAUAAACCACCCCACCUUGCAUACUAUGUUCAUCCUCGUGUCAUAUUGUGUUCAUCUUCAUACUACCAACCAAUUAGUGCUAAUAGGUAGCAUUUUCUGUAGUUGCAGCUCAAGUAAGGUCUAUUAUUCAGAGCAACGAAGGGAAGGAAUGGAGCAAACUUUGGACGUACCUAGAUCGUUGAGACUACUGGCGCCAAAAGCUCAACAACAAAUGGAUGAAUUUUGGAGGGAUCGACAAAAGGAGAUUGAAACAACAAAGGACUUUAGCGAGCAUGCGAUCCCUAUGGCCCGCUUGAAGAAGAUCGUAUCUUCUCAAAAGGGUAACAUGAUGAUGACCUUUGACAUGCCAGCAUUCUUAUCGAAGAUGUGUGAGCUCUUCGUACAAGAACUUGCUGUGCGUGCAUGGGCAUCUGCUCAAUCCCAUAAUCGUUGCAUCAUACUAGACACGGAUAUUGCUAAAGCCAUUGCCUCCACAGAGUCUUAUGACUUUCUUGUUGAUAUCCUCCAUAAUCAUCGUGUGAAACACAAAUCCACUCCUUGUUCUACACUUACUACAAAGCGUUGUAGGUUAGUCGAUCAACCUUCCACAUCUCACAUGCCCUACCAACAUCAGCUGCCACAAUUUGCUCCUACAUAUACUCCGGCCAUCCCUAUUACUCCUAGUUUAAUGCCACCAAUUUCUCACUAUAUACCGUUCCAAUAUCCAUCCUUAUCACAAGAAGUGUCCCCGAUGAUGGCUUCUGCACCCAUAGUGAAUAGAUCAAUGUUGCUCAUUCACAACAUAGCAAGGGGUCUAGGCUUACAAGGAAACAAUAUCAGCACGUUCGCCAACAAUAAUAUCCCAGACAAUAUUGUUGGUUGUAGUAGCCCCACAGUUCUUGCAAGUAUGAUGAGUCCUGCUUUACUAGAAGUUGCAGGGACAUCACUAAAUCCACCAAACUCUCAUUCCAUCUGCACAAUGAACAUGAUCAACUCGAGUGAUCCUAGUGGAUCUAGUAUUGGUGACAUUAAUGUUGCAAAUCAAGCAAGUCUUGCUCCCUCUGGACGUUUUAACCCUGCUAUCCUUCGAGAGUCAUCAUGUCCUUCGUUCUUACAUAGUAACAAUGACACAAUUGUUGCUAUACCGGAGGGUGUAGAUAUUAGUGGCACCAUGGAUGUUGCUAGUGAUGUUGCUGCUAUAGUUAUCAAUGGUCAAGAAGAACAUGAGAGGGAAACAAAUGUUGAGCAUCAUCAGCAAAAUGAGAUAUAUGAAAGCAUUGAUAUAGGAAUAAUCAAUGCAAGUGUUGCGGAUGAUAAUAAAUAUAGUAUUAGCUGGGAUGAAUUGGGAAUGGCUGAUGAUUCAUUGCUAGACAAAUUUUUGGAGGAGUUUCAAGUAAGAAAUGACGGUGUUUUGCGCACUGGGAUUGAGUUGCAUGAAGACCCAUUCCUUGGUGACGUGAUGUUAGCAAACCCAAGUACAAGCAAUGCCAAUAAGUAAUUUAGUUGGCAAGUUUUGUUUAUAUCUCUUUUGUAAGAAUGAGGUUGUAACUUUUUCUUGUUGAAUAUAAUGUUGCAGCGGCGGACCUAUGUGGGGUGCCGGGUGUGCACCGGCAUAAAAAUAUAGUAUGUAGUAUUAGCAGCGGGCCAAAUCAAUAGAUUGGUGCCUCGUUGGAUCAAAAGCAAGGCCUACAAGGCCCAACGUGCUAGCAGGGAGGCAGCCCAAUCUGCUAGCCAAUGUGCCAUGUGCUGCUAGAGUCUGGGAGAAAAUUGGAUUAUAUUAUCGUAAAAGAGUGGUUUCGUUAAAAUGCUAUCGCUUCAAACUGAUUCACUGGUAUGUUAUGCCAUCCUAAACUGAGAGGUUUCACCAAAAUGCUAUUUUCAUUCUUUUGUGUGAAUAUAAAUAUUUUUUCUCAAUUUUAUAUUUUUCCUAGACCAAAAUGCCCCUGACGCGGGCCCCACCUGUCAUACACUCUCCCCUCUCUUUCCCCUCUUCCUCCCCCACCAUCCCGAUCUCUAGCGAGGUCGCUCCACCAGCGGCCGCACCAGAAGCCGCCGGCGACCGACUCGCCCAAAACCCUCGCGCCGGCGGCCGGGCCACGGCGCGGCGUGCCGCCCCUACCCCCAUCCUAUCGCGGCCUCGCCGCCGCCACCGGUGUGGCCGCGCCAUGUUCCCCGGCCCCUCCUCCUCAUCCGCCGCCGCCGGCCCCGGGUUCACCGAGAAGAACGGGCUCCAUGUCGAUCCCAUGGCCGCCGCUGCCUGGAGCGGUGGGCGCACCAACGGCAAGGAGGAUGCGGAGAUGGUGCUUGCCGACCAGGAGGAGCUCGCCACUCCGAGCGCAUCGGCCGGUGUUGGCGGACGCGAAGGGAGGCGGCGACGCGAGUGGAUUGGGGGAGGAGGGAGGGGAGGAGCAAGUGGGGGAGCGGCGGGGGCCAGCGCCGGCGCCGGAGCCGGAGUCGAUGCGGAGGGGCGCUAGAGCCGAUGCCGAAGACAGAGAGAGCACCAACGGUCGUUAAAUCCCCUCCUCGCCGGCGAGACUCUCCCUUCAACUCAUCGAUCUCUCGCUCUCCACUUCAUCUCGCACUCUCUCAGCCAACGAUUCCUCGCAAAUCCUUGAAGAGAUCGUGAGAAAGCUUCUUCUUGCUUGUGCUUGCGGCAAUGGCGGGGGUGCACACGCACAGGGCAUUCCUGCUCUGCAACUACCUGCUUCUUGGCGUUUCUGGAUCGAUUCGAUCUGGUCAAAGAGAUAAGAGAGAAGGGUAUUUUGGUCAGGACAAAAAAAUAAAAUAGAGUAAAAUCAUUUCUAUUAAAAAAAGACCAAAAUAGCAUUUUAGUGAACACUUUUAGGAUUGCAUUAUCCAGCGAAACCAUUUUACGACAGUAGAAUCGCAAUUUUCUCGUCUCUAGGGUUCCUCUUUUCCCAAUCCCUUUCUCAGUUUCUCGUGCACUGCGGCGGCCGGCGGUGGUGCCGUGGUGGCGACUGGCAAUGGGCGCCGGGCGGCGGCCGGCGGGUCGGCGAUUCGGCAUGGGUUCUGUGGCGCUGGCAGGCCAGCCCGGCAGCAACAAGGCAGCUGCUCAGCUUGGUAGCUCCUAGUCCUCAGCUCAGUCGCUCAGCAGUCCAUCCAGCUGCAGGCAGUAGGCACUUAGGCAGAGGUCAAGUUGAAUUAAUUUGUCAGAUAUAAAAAGGAACAACAGAAAUAUGGGCAUACUUUCUUUAUUGAGCAAGGUCCCUAAUUCAGAUUCUGCAUCUCCUAGGACAGGGCUUCACAUUUCUCAUGGGGUAACUAUAGGAAGGAAGAGUAACUGAAGAAACUCGAGAAAAUGAGACUUUGCAAUUGGUGUUGUUUUCUUCUUCUUCAAUCCCAACAGAGGAAUCACCACACGCUCAGGCUUCACCAACACCACCACCAGUACAGCCCCAAAAUGAAGAGCAAGAAGAUAUAACUGUAGGUAGUGGUAGAGCAUCAAAUUCAACUUCAAGAGCAUCUAAUUCAAUUCGGAGUGAGGAGCCCCAAAAUGAACUAAUUGUACUACAUUUGGAUAAUUUAAGAUGUAACUGUACUUUUGUGCUUGAGGUUUUUGUUUUGGCUUGCUGUAGGCACACCCAGGAUAAAAAUCCUGGGUUCGCCACUGCUUUAAUCAGUCAAAAAUGGGGCAGGAAUGUGUAUCAGAUUAAUCAUCAAGUGGGCAUUGAGAUGACCACCUGAGAGAAUUCAUUCACAUACGGUUGAAUAACAUACAGCAGAUUUAUUUAUAAGCUGAAAAGGUAGUACAUUGCUAAUUAGCUAAUUAAGAGGACAAUUUAAUACAUCAAUGAUGGACCCUGCACAUUACCAGCAUUACAUUGCAGUAGUUUUCAGUGAGCUUAAAAAUGAAUCAUCACAUCACGUAUGAAACAGAGUUGAUCCUCCAAUCCAAUAUGCAAAAGCCAUUGCGCAUAUGGACUCAUGUAUCAGCAGAGUCUCCUAUGCGCC
Oryza sativa Japonica Group (Japanese rice) is the source of this 5131-nucleotide messenger RNA. RefSeq lists its product as uncharacterized. Gene Ontology annotation, biological process: regulation of transcription by RNA polymerase II. The record is from RefSeq and is a predicted model, not a curated record. Gene Ontology annotation, molecular function: protein heterodimerization activity; RNA polymerase II cis-regulatory region sequence-specific DNA binding; DNA-binding transcription factor activity, RNA polymerase II-specific. NCBI's taxonomy places the organism in Eukaryota, Viridiplantae, Streptophyta, Magnoliopsida, Poales, Poaceae. Gene Ontology annotation, cellular component: nucleus.